Molecule: messenger RNA, 16176 nt
Organism: Cladocopium goreaui
Lineage: Eukaryota; Dinophyceae; Suessiales; Symbiodiniaceae
Source: the annotation of a GenBank genome assembly
AUGGGAGGCAUUCUUGGCCUGGUGCUUGGAUUCUGCGGAGCCAUAGAGUAUCAAAAAAACAGCAACCCCCAUUUUCAUGCCAAUGUGUACGUCGCCACGGUGUGGCAACAGCCCCUGAAAAAAUUAGCCCAAAAAAUACAAGCUAAAGCUGUUACCUUGGAGGAACUGUUUCGGUACCAAGCCUGGCUGCACAAUGAAAGCCACUUCAACCUCGAACAGCAUGAAGCCCUCUUUCCAGCGUUGGAGAAACAAUGGAUGCAAAACUUCCCUGGAACAGAGCAUGACAAGUUAUGCCUUUGGCCAGCUUUUGUUGCCGCAGACACCACGCCUUCGCCGUGGCUGCCACGGGUUGCCGACGGCGGGCCGCUCCGCGUAGAGCGUUGCUCAUCGCCGGCCCAUGCCGCCGAAUCGCCGAACGCAGCUGCCCCGACUGCCGCAGCGAACCCACAGACCUUGCAGACGGACGCCAUUCAAUACCGGCAACUCUACCAGACAGCAGUGCAAGUGAAGCUCUCACACCAGCAACACCAUAUGCACACGUGGGAUGCCAAGCACAAGUGCCACGUGCCGCUGCCUGCUUGCCAAAAGAAGGACGCGCCAAACAAAUGCAAGCAUGGCUUUCCAAAAACCAUCUGCGACGUGGCGCGCGUCGUGUGCCGGGGGAAUGCUCGCAAAUUUCGUCAGAGUACGGCUGGAAGACGAAAUGCACUUGGCUGCGUCCUCAAUCCACGUGACAACCAAUGGCUGUCAGGCACUAUGCAUGCAUUUACCCUGAUGUUCAUGGGCAACAGCCAUACCGGCAUCAAUUUCCGCAUCCCGCUCUUGCCGGAGACCCACGACCCGGCAUGUGAGCGCAGCUGCUUGGAAACCACCACCUUGCAGCGGCUCCAGCGGCUGAUGCGGCUGAUGCAGCAUGCCGCGAGAAAAGCGACGCAAUACUUCACAGGAUAUUUGCAAAAACCCCAGCCAUUGGGUCGGAAGGAGCUGCAACAAGCCGCCAAGCACCUGUCAUAUCUCGACAUUACCCCCGAGAAGGGCGCGGAAGCCAAGCACUACCGAAAAGUGUUGCAUCGAGUGUGCGGUGACUUGGAAUUUCGCUGUUCCGUCCGCCCCCUGACGGAAGAAGUCAUGUUGGCCGGUUUCUGGGACGGCGACGAACCCACGUCAGCCGAGUGCAUUCGCUCCUUUGCCGUCAUUCCCUUUGUCGGCAGUGCAUGGGUAGCCCAGUACGACAAAACCACAGAAGUGCGACAUCGGGUCAAACCAAGUCACCAGAGACAGGUCCAACUGGGAGCCAGCGAGCUCUAUGGGUGGCGCGGCUCUGAUCCACGGCUCAAAUAUCUAAGCCCUUGGGAAUUCACUGCACUUUGGGACGUGCGACGUCUGCAGCCGCCCCAGAAACACCGCAGCGAUCUCAGUGCCUGGCUCCCAGGAUGCGGCGACGGCCCUGAGCCCGCUGAUGGAUGGCAAUUUGGGCGAGAUUUCACUUGGAAGACACCUCUCGGCCACAACUCUGAGCAUAUUGUGCCCGUACCCCGCCGGGCCAACACGGCACCAUAUGCAGACCACUAUUUCUGCCGCCGGGCGGUGCCACUGGUGCCAUACCCAACGUCUUGCCCCUUACCGAAAGUUGAUAUGAGCAAAGACCAUCAAGCCCGCCUGCUGAACAUCUAUCUCCGCCCAUGGACUUUGGCCGGUGACGACGCCACGUUGCAUGUGCCACAUAUUCAAGCCUUGGACAUCCCCAUCACUGAUCGCCAAAAGAAGCCUUCCCAUCGGUGUGUCGGAAAAACGUCGGUGGGGUGCCGCAGUCAUUACACGGCAUGGAAAGAUUACAUUCGCCACCACAUCGUGUCUGCAAAUGCCGCCCGCACCAUCUCAAAUUUCUUGGCUGCCGCAGAGUGUUCGCCGGAGGACGUCGAGGAAGCAACCGUCGAGGCAGGCACAAAGCCGGACAGGGAAGUUGACACAAGCUGGGUUGACAUGACGACCGUGCAACGCCUGACUGCCGGAGAAGGGUUCCAAUACUCCAAACGGUCGGCCCAGACCGUCCAGAGUCUUGUGCACGACUGGACAGCACCGCAGACUAGCACGAGCAACCAAGGGCCGCGGCAGUUCUCGACCGGCCUGCCAGACCCCGGCCCAGCACCAGCAACCGGGGCAGCUGGCACAGAUCCCUUCGCCCGACAAACGCAACCGCCACGCCCGGUGGCCACGAACUACGGGACCUUCAGGUUGGACGCGGCCCGGACGUGGUUGCAAGCUUUGAACCGGCCCGGGAUGACGCCAGCCCCCAACCCACAACAAAAGCAAGUUCUUACAGCCGUGGUGGAAAGGUGCCACGCCGAAGCGGUCGAGGAAAGGGCCGACAAGCAGAAUCGAUCAGAACCAUUUCGAGCAAUCUUGCAUGGAGUGCCAGGCGCAGGGAAAUCCCAAACCUUGCACUGGCUGCGCACGUUUUUCGAAACGGUCUGCGAUUGGCAGCACUUGCACGAGUUUGCCUUCGUAGCCCCGCAGAACACGCAAGCGGCCCUGAUAGAUGGAAUCACCAUUCACUCCUUCGCGGAUAUCCGCGUGCAAGGCAAGAAGCAGAAAAAGGAGACGGCUUUUGGACCAGACCACUUCGUCAAGUACCAACAUCUACGCUGGCUUAUCAUCGACGAAUGCAGCACAUCAGCCUUGGAAGUACUGGCCGUGUUAGAAAAACGCUUGCAAGAAGCGGUCCGUGCCAGGCAUUCGUGGAAAUGCCGCUCCACCGGCACGCCCCGGCCCUUUGCCGGCAUCAACAUUCUGCUGGCCGGCGACUGCUGGCAAUUCCCUGCCGUGAAAGCCACGUCCAUCUUCCAUAACCCCUUCAAGCACGGACAAAGCGUUCAAGUAGCAAACCUACAGAAAGUCUUAUGGACGCAUGACAAAGCGAACAUACAACACCUGUUCGAACUCACCCAAGAACAUCGUUGUGUCGAUCCUUGGUUAAGUGCAAUUCUGCAUGCCGCCCGACAUGGAGCUGUGACUCAAGAGCAGUGGGCGUUUCUUCACGGCUUCCCGACCCUGCAUGCCGGCUCGUGGGACCCCCACACUAACAAGUGCUCUUGCAAAAAGCCGGCCUGCAAUGCUUUGGCCAGGCAGUGGACCAAGGAAGUGUUGGAUCCGAAAAACACAAGAACCUGGCAGGAUCGGCGCCAAGCAGAAUGCAAUGUCUGCGCGACCGAACGCCGGCGGCGCUGCAUCGUUGCCGGAGCAUCCGACUUUGGGCCCAAUCCAAAAGACAGCAAAUUUUUGCAGGCACCGUUUGUGCAUGGGCUGAAUGCUGCCAAGUACGUUGCAGCACUGCUGCGGGCCCGGUGGGUGGCGGCCGAGCAACAGCAUCUCUUGCUCUGGGUCGUGGCGCAGGACACGCCGCUCUUCCACACCGACCCUGACACGGCGGACCAAGAGCUUCAGCACCGAAAAGAACAAUGGCUUCAGCGACAUGACCAGGCGACAGCAGGGAUAAUGGGCCUCUUGCCACUUUUGCCGGGCAUGCCCGUGCGCAUCACCCAGACCUUGCCCGAACUGAAACCUUGGGGCUUGUUCAAGAACACCCGCGGACAGUUAUUUGGGUGGAGCCUGGCGGAGGAAGACAUUGCGGCAAUCCCGGUCUGCCAGCAGCCGGAGCUUGUCCUCCAAAAAAUGCCGGCGUGCCUCUUUGUCGCCAUCCCCGGUGCAACCUGGCAGCACCGCCCAGGUCUUCCACCGGGGGUCGCUUGCAUUCGCCCGGUGGUGCAACAUUGGAAGCUCGAAGCUCACGGCACCGCCACGGUCGCCAGACGAGGUUUUCCGCUGGCCUGCGAUUAUGCCGGCACGGCGCAUUCGUUUAUGGGGGCCACAUUAGCUGCCUGCAGUUUAGACUUAGGAUUUUGGGACACGGCGGCAAACCGGGACUCGCAGCUCAGUGCAUACAUGUGUCUGUCCCGAGUUAAAAAAGCAGAAGACCUCUGCAUAGCCCGUCCCUUUUCCCCUAAUCUUCUAAGCCAAGGUGAACUAAUAGGCCCCGAUACGUUCCUCGCAGUACAUCGGCAGACCCUGACCCUGGCGGAUGCCAAGAGCAAGUUUGAGCAGGAGCACGUACAACGGAAGCGCAAUCCGGAGACCCUUUUCUUUUGUCGCGGGUGCACCCCGAAAGCCAAAGGCGAGCACGGCCUCCUGCCGUUGCGUGACUUCACCAGUAACAAUUUGUGGCAGCCGGAUGCUUGGUUGGAGAUUGUGUGUCUCGGCAUGGAACGCUUGUGCAGCCAGUGCCGCCACCCACAGCCGUCCGGAAACCCCACCAGCGCCGAAGCCGACGCCUCCAGCAAGUGUGCAUUUUGUAACAAAACCCCACUUCCGAAACUCGGCUUUUGCAAGAAAUGCCUGUCGGAAGCAAGAUUGGCCUGUGCCUGCUGUGACGUGGGUCGAAAACUCAAACCCAAGACCUUGGCGGAUUUCAGCCCCGCAGAAAUUCAGCGGCGCCGGGAGACCCGGGAGAUACGGAAAGCCCGCUGCAAGAAGUGCGAGCUGCACCAACCCAACAAAGGCAAAGCCAAGGCCGGGCAGUGCCGCACGUGUCGGAACGUUGUCAGUGUGUCCCACUUGCACCAGUAUGACUCCAAGGCCAACGACGGCAUUUGUCGCAAGUGUUGGCGCAAGGCCACCGACUUGGAGGCAGCGACCGCCAAGGUCUGCCCACAGUGCAGCACACCCUUGAAACCAACAGCGACGCCAGGCUCGUGGUGUCAGAGCUGUGCCUUUCCACCGUGUGCAGUUUGCCACAAAGUUAAUCGGCCACACAAAGGCCCGUACCACGCCAAGCACAAACCAAUUUGGGUGUGCCCAGCCUGUACAGUAUGUCCACAGUGCCACAAACGCCUGAAACCGGGUUCGCAGCCAGGCACGUGGUGUCAAAGCUGUGCCUAUCCACCGUGUGCAGGUUGCCAACAAGUAGCUAGGCCCGGCGGGGACCACGCGUACCAUGCCAAGCAUCGCCCCUUUUGGCGAUGCGACAAGUGCGCCCAAGCAAGCUGUCCGAUGUGCCAAGCCAAUCCCUUGGGUCAAGACGCCGGCGGCGGACCCGACGCCGCGUGCCCACAGUGUGCGGAACGGGGUCCCAAGUGCGCCAAAUGCAAACAGCCAAUGGUCGGCCGCCCGCAUUCACACGGCUGGUGCCACGGGUGCGCCUUUCCGCCAUGUGCAGCUGGGUGUGGUCGACCGCGUCCGAGCACCCACGCAGCCGAUCAUGCCAAAUUCAAGCCAGAGUGGACGUGCCAGACCUGCUACGUAUCCGACACGGGACCGGCCAAACGCCGUAAGAUCCAAAAGGCCGAGGAAGCAGACACCUUGCCACCGUUGCCGCCGCCGGCGGAACCGCCUGAUGACAGUGCCAGUCCGGCGGCUCCCUGUAGCCAGCCCAAGCGAAGAAAAGCGCAGAGCAGGCCCACCGGCACGGCGCCGUGCGCCACGCCAGCUCAGACCACACCCGCACUUCGGCCAGCUGUCGCGGACGCCGUGCCAAAACCACCCGAUGACAGCUCAGUUUCCCAGCCUGCAGUUUUGUUGUGUCAACCACGGAAAAGGAAACGAGGCGUCGCCAGCGCCAACUUGGAGAGCUCCUUGCCGGCACCUGUCCCAGAGACCGUGCUGCCCGCAGCGAUGAACCAUUGGUUCACCAAAUCACAGAGAUCAGCCAUUUUGCGAACAGGAUGCAGCCUCGCUAGCCAGGAAUCGCAUCCAGACUCCAAGCGUCAAAGACACGCGGUCACGCCGCGGCCAGUGGAGGACAACGUGUUCGGACCCAACCUCAACCAGGCGCUGGCGCGAGACGACCUCGUGGGACGCUGGAUGCAGGAUUUCCUGGCGUGCAAACCCUGCAGAGGCUAUGGUCUAGGCAACGCGGGGGAUAGGACAACAGUCGUGUGGAAGACGGGGGCCGGGACUUCGGGCGUCCCGGUAGCAUCCUUCGUUGGAAGGGGGCUGACAGCCCGGGUGUACCGUAGGAGUUCGAAGGCGAGUCCGGCGUGUUUGCUGGCGGCCUGGCAUGUUUGUGGUAAGCCAGCAUGUUUGGAGUCCGCAGUGGCGCGUGUAGCUGUCUGCUGCAUAGCACUGAGCAUGGUGUUCUGGCUUGCCUCCCAAAUGAAGAAGUCGUAUGGCGUGCGGCGGCAGUCAGUGCCAGCUGCGUGUGGCAAGGGGCCGCGCAACCGAUCCAGCAAGCACACACACUGGACACGAAGGUUGCCGGGGAAAGAUACAUCUUUGAGCUGGGGCAUGGCAGUCACCGCAGCAUGCUUGUGUGCCAGCACAAAGCAGCUAGAUUUCCUGUUUGCGGUCAAUCUCUUCACCUGUGUCUUUGCAUGCCAAGCGCAACGUGCUCUAGCCAGUGCACGCCUGCGCAGUGGGUGGGUCAGGAAAGCACGUCGGGUGGGCAACGCUCGGGUGAAAGCAAGGCGGCAACCAGGAUCGCCACGAAGUAGAAUGCAAAUGUUGAUUGCAGCCAUCUUCUUGUUAUCACCAGCCAGUUGGGUCUGUGUGGAAGGCGUUUGCCAGGGAAACAUCGCAGCAGUGCAACCAGUCAGAAACGCAUGGUCAACCUCUCGCAAACUUAGAAACCAGUUGAUGCGGGCAAUGCAUGGCAACACGAUGAAGAAAGCCGACAGCGGAAAAGCAGAAGGGUCCACACCCAGCCACUUCAUGGACGCAAGUGUCGGCAGCCAGCCCGUAGCUAGGAAGAAAGCUCGAGUUGCAGACGCAGUGGAUGCCGCAUCCUCGCAGGGUGCACAACUGAGCAAAGCAAGUUUGCAGAAAGAAGUGGCGGGCGAGGAAGACCUGGAAAUGGACGUACGUGUGCAGGCUCGACUUGGGUGUGAGCUGAUCAAAGUCCCUGGUGACGGAUGGUGUUUCUUCCACGCCGUCCUUCGCCAUUGUCGCGGUUGGCAUUCGUGGUCGGUGCCCCAAGCUGCAAAGUUAUACUUGCAGGCCUUAGAAUGGAUGUGCAACCAAAAACAUGGCCCCAGAGCAGAUGAGGUUGCAAUUGCCAGCGUGCCAUUUGAUGACCGGGAAGCAGCCUUACACCAGAAGUUCCUUGAGCAAGCUGGGCAGUUGCAGGUCACAGACGGUUUGACCGAGGCCGACACCGUGCUUUGGAGUAAAGUGGUUGCAGUCUUAGAAAAGCCACGUAUGUUGGAUGCCAUCCACCAUGGCUCAGCGGUUGAAUUGUGGGCACUCACCCAAGCCUUCGACUUUCAUUGUCUCAUUUGGAGCCACGAGGACGAUAGAAACAUUUGGAUUCAUGACAUGGCCUACAUCACUGAUGCGGAAGCCGCAGUGAGAUUGCAGGAAUAUGCCAAUGUCUUAGAGCUUUUCCACCGAAAUAUUGGUGUCACAGGACACUAUGACCUCCUCCAACGGUCAGAAGCAUUGCGUGAACCAUUCCCUGAAACACCAUGGUUGGAAACUUGGAGAACACAGUGUUCGGAAGCCGUGCUGUGUCUUGCUGCCGAAAGCCUACAAAACCCAGUGGAAGUGCUACCCGUGUUGCCGCAUAGUCAGUCAUCGCACCUUGAAGAUCAGAGUGUAAUGUUCCAAAAGGAUGCCACAAAGCAAGCCAAGCGGCCAACAGCAGGGUCAUCCGGGCAACAGCCGCGGACCAGCCACACCACUGCGGCAGAAUCGGAUGCAACACCAUGUGAGCCAAAUCGGUCGCAGCAGAUGCAUGACACGACUGAAGCCGACAAAGAGGCAGCCACUGGUGUCUGGGAAGGGCAUGACGACGCAGAAGCGUCGGAGGGUGCAGCAACCGACCUGGAUUCUGAAAGCGUGCUUUCCUGGGAUUCAAACCUAUCCGAGACCACAGAAGAGGCUGAAGUCGAAGUCACCGUGGACUCGACAAAGACAUGGGUCACGGUCGAAGAUCGUGACCACGAACGCAUUCGACGCACAGCAUUCCAUCUGCGACAACAUCCUCUGCUGCCAUCUCCAGUCCCACAAGUUGGCUGGAGCGUCGAUCGGCGCACACUGCGUCGAUUACAAGUGGAUUUGGACGACAACACUUGCCAAGCAUUGAUUUGCGGUUGUUGCGCCCGAGUGAGUCCAGGAGGCAUGGGAGGGGAGAUUGCCUACAUAUCUGUCAAGCAGUUAUUCAAUGCACUGACCCCAGAAGCGGUCAAAGCAAACUGGAACUUGGAAAGAUACAUGACGCAAUAUGCUACGUUGGCUGCUGUGACCAAUCGUUUCGAAGCACACGAGUGGACGCGAACACUGCCAGCAACCAUCUGCAACGGGAUGCGACUCAUCUGCUGCCCAGAAGACGUCCGCUGCGGACUUUGCGCCGAGAAUGCGCUGCAACUGUGUGAGGCUUGUGAACUGCCAUUGUGUCGCAAUUGCCUCGAACACAUGUGUAAACAGGACGCUGGUGCAGUGCCAGAAGCCCUUGCAAACGACAAUUGGUUUGGAUACCCAACAGAGUUGUUGUACACCCACAGAGUGCGUUGGAUAGAAGCGGCAGCUGCUUCUCCGGUCUGGACUUCCGUCAUCAUGUACUACCUGGAAGCCGACCGAGGCAACUUGAUAGAAGAGCACUUGCAGCGGCCCGAACACAGAACCGCAGUCCGAGGCAAUGUGUCUUCCUGUAGCAUUCCAUGGGAAGAGGUGCUCGCCGCAUUGGCCCCCGAGACCCGACAGAACACCUCUUGGGAAAGGUUGCCUCACCCGCCACAUGUCCUCCAAGCUAUUGUCAAAGUCAAUGUGAAGGGCAUGUUAUACAAUGAGGCAAUCGAGUGGGUAGCAGGAGCACGCAUCCGACCCUGGGUCGUCAGUGCACUCUUACAUCACCUCAUCGACAUACAACAUCCAAUGUGUGCGUCGGACUUGUCGGCAGAGGAGGCAAAAACAGCAGUGACGCAACGUGUGACCUGGAUCUAUGGGGUGGACGAAACAAGGCCGCUAGUCGACUUGAACGAAACUUCUUCACCGACUGGGACAUCAAGCGGCGCGCACCCCUGCGCGCGACGCCAGAGCAGCGCUCAGGCAGCAGCUACUGUGAACUCAGAAGCAACCAGUGCAAAUAACGAGACCGAUGCCCCAACCAUGAGCGGCCAGAGCUCGUUUCAGCCAGCGUCUGUGGAGCAACAUUUCAAGUCUUCUCUUGUGAAAACUGCAUCCCGAAAGAUCGUUUCCCACCUGCAAUCCGAAGAGACAACCCAAGUGUACAGCAAAACGGUUCCACAGCAUACAAGCCACAGCGAUGCGAACGCAACCUUGCACAACAUGCUAACCCAGAGCAUGUGCCAGAUGGUAGCAGAGAGAAAAGAUCAGGGCAGCCCUCAGGUGACAGCUGCAGUCAUAGCAGACUCGACCUCGCCGCAGAAGGAAGAGGUUACAGUGUCAGCACCUAGCCACGGCAAGUUUCCAUUUGUACAUGUAAAGCCUGAGCGGGAUGCCUCGCCGGGCGACGACCCAUCACCGCAGGUGACAAGCCAGAGCAGAUUUUUUUCUGCCAGUGCAGACGCAAGCCAGCCGCUGCCGCAGAAGCAUGCAACACCCGAGUCAGUCGCAGACACAGCUUUGAAUGGCGAAUCCUUCGUAGCCAGUGUGAGACCCAAUGUACUGUCACAAGAUUACACGGGUGCAGAGUGGAAAGACCCCGACGUCGACAUGUUGCUGCAAUUAGGCAAUGCGACUGACACACUCACCAUUCGAACCGGGCACAACUUCUGGGACCAGUGGCAGAAUGACUUUCUCCCCUGGGCUUUUCCCUUCAGCCUCCCCGCACCCGUCAGUGGUCCGGACUUUCCCCACAAAGAGCGACCACGGAGGCCCGCAGAUGCGCCGCACUUGCAACCCUUGGCACACUUGAAACUUCUGGCCGGACGCAUUGAGAGUUCAAUUCGCAACUCAUGGGAUCUGAUUCCCGGGCUGCGACGAUUGACAUUCAAAUGGCACUCGGUGUGGCACGGCUCGCUGUGGCGGAAAUGGAAGUCACAACGGCAAGCCCUUGCACCGGCACCUAUGCUCAAGUGGGUCCAAGCGGCUCGUGGCCUCUACAACAAGCUGAGAUCCGGCACAUAUAGCACUGCAGGUGGGAAGCCCAAACCCAUACACUUUGACACCCGCAAACUCCCCUAUGCCCGCGGCCUCACAGCCGACGAAAAGGAAUUGCUCCAGGACGUGAAAGGCAUGCAAGGCCAUAUGCCUGGAACGAUUGAAGUACGACGUCGGAUUGGACGUUUCCUCUUCGGGGCCAGGGUUGAGAUGGGAGAACCCCUCUUCAUCACCAUAUCUCCCACAACCCGGCAUAACACCUUGUGCAUCAAAUUCAGCCGCUAUCGUGCUGCAGAUCCUGGCGGAGCCGCCGAAGGAGCGCGCGAGCGCCCGAAGCUAUGGGAGACGGCAGAAGCGACCAUCGACGUGCCGCCAUACGACACUCGCAGACAGCUGACUGCGAGGGAUCCGUGGGCCGUCGUUCUCAGCUUCCAAACCGUGGUGCGGUGCAUCUUCGCCAAACUGCUCGGCAUCCGCAUGUGUUUUCGUUGCCCAGCAUGCGAUUGCCGCGAUGCACGCGGACACGGGUGUCACGUGACGGGGGGCAUCCUUGGCAUUGCUAGCGGUCUAUGCGGAGCAAUCGAAUACCAAGCCAAUUCCACGCCGCAUUUCCACUGCAACGUGUACAUCGCGUCCAUUUGGCAACAAUCUUUGAGUGAACUUGCAGCCAAACUGAAUGACAGCACCAUCACAUUCGAGGACGUGCAACAAUUCUUGACAUGGGCACACCCCGAAUCCCAUCUUGACCUAGCAAGCCAUACGCAACAGCAAGACCACCUUGAAGCAGACUGGGCCCAGAACAACUGCAAAGCAAGCCACGAUUUUUUGUGUCAGUGGCCUAAAUUUCUUGCCGAGGACAAAGCGGCCAGUCCAUGGUUGAACGCAGUGGAACCCAAGCAGGCAUUGGCCGACGCAAGUCGUUUCAUCCACCACUACCGUCGAGCAGCACAGAGCAAGAUCAGCCAUCAGCAGCUUCACUGGCAUCCGUGGAACGUCACGCAGAAGUGUCGGUUGCCAAUCGCCGGUUGCAGAAAGAAGGGGGCGCCAAAUAAGUGUAAGCACAAUUUUCCAAAAGUGCUGAACGAAAAGGUUCGAGUAAUUUGCAGAGGGAACGCACGAAAAUUUGCGCAGAGCACUGCCGGGCGGCGGAAUGCAUUAGGCAUGGUCUUAGACAAAAGAGACGAUCCUUGGUUGUCAGGCACCACGCAUGCAUUCGCCCUCAUGUUAUUUGGCAACUCCCACACCGCAAUAAAUUUCCGGGUGCCCUUAUCGGCGAACACCCACGACACCGACUGCACCCGAGGCUGCUUGGCAAAGAACAUGCUCCCAAAACUACAACGGGCGAUGGCGCAAGCAGCCCGCCGGCCCACCAGAUAUUUCACCGGCUAUUUGCAGAAGCCGCAGCCGCUGGGAAGAAAAGAAUUGCAACAAGCGGCCAAGCAAUUGCAUUUCCUGGAAGAAGCAGCUGCCAAAGAUGACCCUGCAGCACACUACCGCAAAGUUGUGCAUAGAGUCUUCGGGGAUCUCGAAUUUCGUUGCUCAGUGCGCCCAGUCACAGAAGAGUUCAUGCUUGCGGGCUUCAGCAACAUGACCGAUCCCACCACCGCCGAGUGCAUCCGCACUUUCCCCGUAGUCCCGUUUGUAGGAAUCGAGUGGGUUGGUAUAUUAGACCAUGUCACAGAUAUUCGUCAUAAAGUGGAACCCCCCAACCCGCACAAGAGUACAUUGAAGUCCUCCGAAAUAUACGGGUGGCGAGGAACCGACGCACGAGUGUUCCACUUGAGUCCGUGGGAGUUUAUCAAAUGGUGGAGUCUCAAAAAAUUACAGCCGCCCACCAAAAAUGCAACUGAAGACGGGCAAGGGCUCAGUGUUUGGGUGAGUAAGCAAGGCACCGACAGAAAACCCGUGGAUGGCUGGCAAUAUGGCCGUGAUUACAUUUGGAAAGACCCAUUGCCAAACAGCCGAGCCGCCAACCUGGUCCGGCUACCGCAGUGCCAUGGAUGCAGUCGAGUGCAGGAUUACUAUCUGGAAAGACGGACCGAACCACUGAUUCCAUAUCCGACGACCUGUCCGUUGCCGAAGCCCGAUAUGUCAAAGGAUGCACAGGCGAGGCUCCUCAAUGUCUAUCUGAGGCCCUGGACACUUGAUCUGAAAAGUGCUACCCGGCAUGUCCCGCAUAUCAGUGCCUUAGACUUAGAGAUAAGAAGUAAUAGUCUCAACCCCAGUACACGCUUGCGGACCAAGACAGCACCUGGUCCAAGAAGUCACCAUUUAGCAUGGAGAGCAUAUAUCCAGCAGCACGUUGUGUCUGAACAUGCAGCUCGCACUAUUCGAAACUUUCUGUCCGCAACAGAGUGUGAUCCAGAAGAAGUCGACCUGGCCGAAACACCAGCCCAGCCAACAGACCAUGAAGUGGAUACGACCUGGGUAACUUCUGACACCAUCGAUAAACUUGUCCGAGGUGUGGGCUUCGAAUAUUCGAAACGGUCAGGUCCAGCGGUACGCCGCAUAGUGGAGGAAUGGGAAGCUACUCCGCAGGUUGAUGCAAUAAACUCUUGGUUUGUAAACACUGGAAUAACUGACAUAAAGCUUGAUCAUAGUCAAAGCAAACGGCAGCAACCGACGCCGUUGCCGGAGACCGAACCCCUGAGCUGGACCUACGGCAAGUUAACGCCAGAGUCUGCCACAGCAUGGCUGCAGCGUCUCGCAGAGCAGGGCUCGGUGGCAGUCGAUCCAGCCGCAGGCAGUGCAGAGCAGCGCUCAGCCAGUGCAGAACCGCGCGCAGCAAAUGCAGAGCCGCGGUCAGCAUGUAAACCCACAGCCGAACAACUGAAAUUCCUGCGUGCUGUCGUCGACCGCUGCCUCACAGAGGCUCAAGAAGAACAGGCCGAAAGUUCCCGCAGCGAGCCUUUGCGUGCAGUAUUCCACGGGGUUCCAGGUGCAGGCAAAACCCAAACCCUCAAGUGGUUGCGUGCUUUUUUCGAAGAUUUGUGUGGGUGGCAGCAUCAACAAGAGUUUGUAUACUUGGCACCGCAGAACACCCAGGCUGCACUGAUUGCUGGCAUGACGUUACACUCGUUUGCCAAUAUCCAGGUGAAAACCAAAAGGGCCCGAGCAAAAAACACCAGCACACCGGAACAGUUCGCUAAGUAUCAACGCCUACGGUGGCUGGUGGUGGAUGAAUCUUCGACAGUCGGGCUCGAAAUAUUGGCCACUCUGGAGAAACGCCUGCAGCAGUCUACCAGAGAUCGGGAUACGUGGAAACUUCGGCCAGGGGGAGAACGGAGGCCAUUCGGAGGGCGCAACAUCAUCUUGACCGGGGACUUGUGGCAGUUCCCGCCAGUCAAAGCCACAGCCAUCUACCAGAACCCUUUCCAGUCAAACACAAGCUUCCAAGUCAACGCACUGCAGCAAAUAUGUUGGUCGCACACCUCGCUCGCUAUCCCACACCUGUUUGAACUCACCCUCGAACAGCGGUGCGAGGACGCCUGGCUCAGCCAAAUUCUUCACCAGGCGAGGCAUGGAAACAUGUCGCAGGAAGUGUGGUCUUUCUUACACGGGUUUCCAACACUCCAUGCCGGCUCGUGGUCCUUUCAAACCAAUGAAGCCAGCUGCGGCCAAAAAACUUGCAACACCCUACAUCUUCAACCCACCGCCCCCAACCAGUUGGAAUGUGUAAUUUGCCAGCAGGAAAGGGCACGUCGAUGUAUCGUAGGCAAAGACCCAAAAGCCGAGCAUUUCCUCAACCAUCCGUUUGUGCACGGGCUGAAUGCCGCCAAGUACAUUGCAGCCAACCUUCGUGCCAAAUGGGUAGCCACCACUCGCAAACACAAGUUGCUUUGGAUCAUUGCUCAAGAUACCCCGCUUUUUCAUGUGGAGGCGACGGAACUACAGGCCCGACGCGAAAAUUGGUUACAGCGCCAUGACCAGUCCACCGGCGGUGUCGUAGGAAUCUUACCACUUCUCCAGAAUAUGCCAAUCCGAGUGACGCAAACUCUGUCUGACCUGAAAGCCUUCGGGCUCUUUAAAAACACCCGAGGCACCCUUUGGAAUUGGGCACUCCACGAGGCCGACCAAGAGGCUGUCGGAGCUGUAGCAGGCCAAGACAUCGUGUUACAACGCCUUCCACGGGCGUUGUAUGUCAAGGUCGAAGGUGCGAAGUGGCAACAGCACCCAGACUUGCCCGUUGGGAUCGCUCGAAUCGAACCCGUCACCCAGACGUGGACACUCGAAACCAACGGCAAGGCUACAGUCUCUCGACGCGGCUUUCCAAUAGCCUCCGAUUACGCUGGCACGGCGCAUUCGUUUAUGGGGGCAACCCUCGGUGCAUGCACAUUGGACCUUGGCACCUGGGAUGCCACGACCUCCCGCGAGGCACAGCUCAGCGGAUACAUGUGCCUGUCCAGGGUGCGCAAAGCCGAAGAUUUGUGCAUAGUCCAACCCUUCUCCCCCAACUUGUUUAGUCACGGAGAGUUAAUUGGACCCCACACAUUCCUCGAAGUACAUCGCGAAAAGCUGACACUGGCACAGGCCAAAAUUCGAUUUGACUCCGACAAGCCGAACAAACGAAGAAACCGUGACAUUAUGUUGUUUUGCCGGGGUUGUAGCCCCCAACCGCACCUAGAGGAAAAACUUUUGCCACUUCGAGAAUUUGUCUCGGCCUGGGACCAAGAGGAAUGGUUCCGAGUCUUGUCAGAAGGUAUGUGUCGCUUUUGCACCCAGUGUCAAACGAAGCAGAGCAGCCCUGCAACCAAGAGGAAGUCUAAGGAGGUGAAUGCAUGCGCAUAUUGCCAGACCUUGCCAGCCGACCAGACCGGCUACUGUUCGAAGUGUGCCAAAAUUCGCUUAGCGUGCAGCAAGUGUGAUAUCGGGAAGAAAAUCAAAACAAAAAGCCUGUUAGAUUUUAGCCCGGAAGAAAUCACGCGAAGAAAAAAAACCAAAGAACUCCGAAGAGCACGCUGCAAGAAGUGUGCUAUCGCCCCAGUGGCAGCAACUGCAAAACAGGGCUUGUGCAGUACUUGCAACCGAGCCAUCAGUGUGCCGCACCUAGCGAACUACAGUGCAGAAUCCCAGACCGGAGUGUGCCGCACAUGCAUCGCAAAGCAAGCGCGGGCACCCAAGACUUGCGCUAACUGUUCUCAGCCCUUGCAUGCAAAUGCAACUCCGGGGACUUGGUGCACUGCCUGCGCAUUUCCCCCUUGCAGCGGAGGUUGUGGGCAACCACGCCCUCACAAGUCAUCCCACCAUGCAAAACAGAAGCCGAACUGGCUCUGUAAAAGCUGUAAUGCAGCGCCCAAAUGUGGAAAUUGUGCCGGCCCCUUGCCGCGAAACGCAGAGGCAGGCACAUGGUGUGCCACAUGUGCAUAUCCACCAUGCAGUGGAGGUUGCGGCGCGCCACGCCCCGAAAGACGAGCCAACCAUGCAAAACACCUGCAGAAAUGGUUUUGUCAACAUUGCAAUGCGGCGAAGCCAUGUGCGAACUGUGCCGGCCCAUUGCCGAGCAACGUGCAGGCAGACACUUGGUGCGUCACAUGUGCAUAUCCACCUUGCAGCGGAGGUUGUGGCGAGCCCCGCCCACAGAAAACAGGGUACCACGCCCAGCAGAAGCCACUUUGGUGGUGUCAAGCAUGCAGUAUACGCAAUAGUUACCCGCCGUGUCCAAUGUGCGGUCUGCAACGCCCGCAAGAAAGGCGCUACCAUGUCAAAGUCAUGCCGCACUGGACCUGCGAAGCCUGCACGGAAAAGUCUUGUCUCAAGUGCGGUCAAGUUCUUGGUUCAAAAGCACAAACCGGUGCAUUGUGUUUAGCGUGUGCAUAUCCACCAUGUGAGAGCUGUGGGUCGCAGCGCCCGCAAGAAAGUCGUUACCGUGUCAACGUCAUGCCGCAGUGGACCUGCAAAGCCUGCUCAGUCAAGUCUUGUCCCAAGUGCGGGCAAAUCCUUGGUCCAAAAGCUCAAGACGGUGUAUGGUGUUUAGCCUGUGCAUAUCCGCCCUGUGAGAGUUGUGGUCGCUCACGGCCAAGGACGCACAGUGAAUACCAUGCGCAGGUCAUGCCAACAUGGACGUGCGCGGUGUGCAGCGGGAACAGCCAUAUUGGCAUCCCAAAGAAAAGGCGUCGCAGAGGUUAG